AAUAUGUAAACAUUUCGUUUUCGUCGGCAUCUUUAAGAUUUGAUCUCAUCGUUCUGCUAAGUAUUUUACCCAUAUUAGCAUAUGCAUCAUAUUCAAACUUAAAUGCAGGAACAAUAAAUUGUAAUACCUUAAAUUAUCCUUUAACAUGUCGAAACUACUAAAUAUCAAAGAGCUUUUUCCCACUAAAUUUAGUGCAUUUAUAUUUUUCGCCUACAUUGCAUUAUUCGUCAACCAAGGUAUCCUUGUAACUGCUACAAAAGAAGCAAAUGCUAAAUAUUCCUAUAGCACCACAACAGUUGUCAUGCUGAUAGAAUGUCUAAAGUUAACUGUCUGCUCAACAGUAUUUAUAAGAGAAUUUUCUUUUAUGAAACUCCUUUCUUCAAUAAUCAGCAAUUCAAAGGUGCUAUUGCUAUAUUUUGUGCCAGCAUUCCUGUACACAUUAUACAACAAUCUCACAUUCAUCAAUCUGUCCAUAUUUGAUCCCACCACUUAUUAUUUGUUGAUGCAAAUCAGAGUUGUGAUUACUGGUAUUGUGUUUCAGGUGCUCUUUAAGAAGCAGCUGAGCCGAAAGCAAUGGGUGUCACUGAUUCUCCUGACCGUGGGAUGUAUUGUGAAACAGUUACACACCACACCUUACAUCCCGCAGGAUGAUGUGAAACAAGUGAACGGUGCAUCUCCACAAACAUAUUUUUACUUUCUUCUUGUUUUAGUACAGGUGUUUUGUUCCUGCUUCGCUGGUGUGUACAAUGAAUACCUUUUAAAAGAUGUCGGAGCCGAUGUCCACCUGAUGCUUCAGAAUGUCUUCAUGUACCUCGACUGCAUCGUCUGCAAUUUCAUAGUCCUUCUUCUCAACGGAGAGGCACCCACUGCUUUUUCCAGCGACUCAUUUCAGUCAGUCUUCAAGCCCCUGGUCAUUGCCGUGAUGAUCAACGGGUGCGCCUGUGGUAUCGUCACGUCCGUCUUCUUGAAAAAUCUGAACUCGAUUCUGAAGACAUUUGCCGGUGCUUUGGAUUUGAUUUUCACUGCCACAAUGUGCUGGAUUGUAUUCGGCAUACCCAUCGACAGGUACACCGUCAUCUCCAUUGCUAUAGUCCUGUAUGCAACCUAUUUAUACUCACAGAACCCUGUUGUUAAUAAAGGACGCCUGGAUGCAGCGUCCGUUGAGAAGGGUGAAGAUGCAGAAAAAUUAAUCAAUGAAAACUCAGUGGUAUAGUAUUAUAUGGAGCCUUGUAUUUAUUCAAGAAAUUUGAUUAUAGUUUUUCAAGUAUAUUUGCAUAUGCUGGGUAUUGUGAAAUUCGGCACAUUUUUUUAUGAGAAAAAAAACACAAACUUGAACUUGUUUACCUUUUUCAACUCUAAGAUAUGUAUAAUAGUUAUUAAAUUGUAUUCUUAUAUAUGCAGGGUGUUCUAAAAAUGUUAUUUUUUUUGUUUCAGAAUGAACUACCUGUUUUGGAAGAAUUAAAAAAAAGUAUUUUUUGUAGAUGAAAUAAAAAAUUAUUUUGCAUUAUAAUUACAAAGAUAUUAAUGAAAAAUGAGUUAAUUUAAGAGGUCUGAAGACAUUACAUGAUAUCAGAGCUAUCUUAAGAAAUAUGAGCAUCCCAUUCAAGACUUAAAUAAGAAUUUAAACGCACCUGGUCCAAAGAAAAUAAUUGUUUAGUAACGCAAAUUAUUUUUUUUCUGAUGUUAAUGUUUUACAGUUAGGCAAAUCUAAGCCUUCUCAUAUUUAAAAUAACAUUAAUUAAAUUUUUUGGAUUAAAAUCUUUGGAUCAAUGGUGAUAGUGGUCUACAUCUUGUUGGGUAAGAGUGCCGAAAAAAUUCCUUAAAUUUUCAGGCUAAGAGCAUCAAAUAAGGAUUCCUUAUUAUAAACGUGAAAAGUGCGUGAUAAUCCUCUAUGUUGUUUUGAAGUCUGUAAGAAAAGGCCACUAGUGUGAACAUUCUUACAGGAAAUGUGACCCCCCCCCCCCUAUAUAAUCUUUAUCACUUUGAAUUCUCAUUUAACUGUCUAUUUUGGGAAAGAAAAUAAAAAUCCCAUUAAGUUUCUAUGCACAGUGCGAUUGUGAUUAUAGAGGAAUUUAUAAAAAAAUUACAACAGAAGGGGGAAAAAUCAUCUGUGAAUUGAACAUUUUACUAUGCAUUGCAUCCAUAUACGGUAAAUUUCAUGUUAUAAUCUGUGUAGAAAAUUUAAUUGAAUGUGGCUAAAUGAAAUGUUAUUUUAUGGUAAACCUUUUUUUCUUAUUAUUAAGAGAACAUUUUUGAUUUAUUUUAUGUACAUAAGUAAAACUGAAUAAUGCUUUGGUAUAUAUUUUAUUAAGAUAAACAUUAAUAGACUAUUUUUUUUUUCUUCAAAUGUUCGAUUUCACAAAAGUGAAUAUUCAACUUUAGAACACCUUGCAUACCUUUAUUGUUUGAAGGUAUUAUUACAUUUCAAAUCAAAUUCUCUAUUGUAUCGGAAUUUAACUGGAAAAAUGGCAAUUUUUUCUCAUAUUUUAUCGUUUAUUUCCACAUUCACCCAUCUGACAAAUAUUUUCGCCGUGUGUUUAUACUUACUUUUUAUAGAUUUUAAUAAAUAGUUGUAAACAGAAAAAAUGCAGUGGAACUUUGCUAAUUCGGAUAAUUUUUUAUGUUGAAUUCAUUGUUAAUUUCAAAAAUUUUCUCUCGUUUCCUCUCUUUUGAAUCUCCUAUUGACACAUUAAAAUAUUAUAAAUAUAAAUACAUAAAUAUAUCCUUGAAGUAUGUAUAAUACAUAUACAUACUUCUAGGAUGUAGAGUUUUGCCCUUAAUCAUGGUCUAGUAGCUAAAUUCCAAACCAUUAGAGGCAGAUAUUUCCUUCUAUUUGCUCUGAAAAUUGUUCUGAAUGAUAUAAAGAACUCCAUUAUAUUUUUUCAGUCAUUAAAUUUAAUGCUGUGAAAUUAUGAAACAAAUUUUUAUACAAUUUUCUUAUUCUAUUGGUAAUAGUAGUAUUUCUAGAUAUAUUAAAUUUUAAUAAAAAAAUCGAUGAUAUUUUAAACCAUUUCGAUGACCGUUUCGAAGAAGAUCUACUACUUAAGUCAGAGCGCUUUCUCGGAGCGACCGUUGAUUGACCCAAAUAAGAAAAUUCAUAACUCGGUCAGUUUUGAUCACAAAAGAGUAGAACUUGUUUUGAACAUGCUAAAUGAAAGUUUAAUUUUUUUUUAUUUUAAAGUUUUACUAUACAGCUGUGCAAAUGUUCAAAGUUUGUACAAUGUUCUUGUUUGUUUAUUUCUUGCCUAUUGAAGUUAUUGUUUCAAAAAUUAUUAUAAGCUUUCAAAUUUAUUAAAAUAAUUUGUUUAUUUAUUGAUUAUAUGUCAUUUAUUAAAUCUUUUAAUUACUAAGGUGAAAUCUUUUCCGACAAUUUUGUUUUCAACGUAAUAUUUCUUUCUAAUUUUACUUCAUUUUAUAUUCUUUUAUUCUUAAUUAGAAUAAUUUGGUCAAUUGAAUUUUUAUAGUACUCCUGUCGCUUUCGAAUGAGCUCACUUCCAUUACGUUAAUCGGGUUGCGUACAGAAGUUGACAUCUUCGAAAACAUAUUCACAUUUAAAAUCAUUAAGCAGAUUAUAAUUCUUUUUUCAUAAAAUUGAUUUGUUAAAAUUUCGAUGUGGUGAUCGUGUAUUAACAAUUUUUAUGCCAUUUAAUUCCCUUCCAUUUACAGCUGAAUUCGAGUUUCGUGAAUUCAUUAAGUUCAGAUCCGAUCUGGUAACUGACGAAAAAUAGAAGUUAUCUUUUUAGGGAAAAAAAAAAAAGAAAAUUUGGUUUUUAACAUAUUACUUUAAUGAAUACAGAAACAAUAUUGUAUUUAUAUUUUGUAUUCUUGCCUGUUGUGUUAGGUGCGUAGUACCGUUGGUCCAACUCUCUCGGGGAAGUGCGACGGGUGUUAUGCAUACGGGCUCCAUGAUCUGAGAGCGGUCUUCAGGGCCAUCAAAAGCUAAAUACUGGUUUUUUUUUUCGUUUUUUUAAAAUGUACAACUUUGAAAACGAAAUUUUACAUUUCAAAAAAUUUGAGAUCCGUAAUUAUAUAACAUGAGUUUAUUUAGCAUGACUUUUUCGAUUUAUGGAAGAUCGAUAUAUGGGAGUUCAACUCUAUUUUCUGACCUCAAGGUAUUUAUAUUUUAGAGUAUAAGACAAAACAUUUUAUUUUUAUUUUAUCUGAAUUUUAAAAGAAAACCUCUUUUCUUUGAGGUCGGCGAUCUGCAAUUCUUUGAUCAAAGCUUCGUUUUUGUUUUUUAUGCAUUAUUAACUAUAGACACAAAUCUUCUUUCGACAUAAUUUGAGUUUUAGAAGUAUAGGGCGAGAGAGCUCAUCUUGCACGCAUACAUGUGGGUUUGAAGUGCUAUACUCCAGCAUAUUUGGAAGAAAAAAGGGAAUUAAUAUUUUUGAGAAUUUCAAUUUACAAUUAAGAAUGCGCACACACUAGUAAAAAUAAGAUGGAAAAAAAAUAAGGAUUUGGAAUUUAAAUUCUGUUUAAAUGAACGAGCGUCACAAAGACACGAUCGUCAACAUGGAAUCAUCAUUUCCGUAUGAUAGUGAAGGGGUAGAGAGUAGAAUUCUGAUGUGAUCAUUCGGCGUUCUGGCAUGUCAUGGGAUUGAGUCCUCUUCCACCAGAAGAAUCUGGAAUAUUAAACAUUUUAAUUAAUUUUUUUAUUUAUUUAGAAUAAAUAUUUUAAUGCAGAGUAGGAAAAGAAAUUGAAUGUCAUAAUUCAUACUUCAGUAUAUUUUAAUUCUCAAAAUAUCUGUACAUUCUUCCAAAUCCUUUCUUUGAGCUUUCAGUAUUGUUCUUGGAAGAAUCAAACCGGGUGUCUUCUCAGAUAUGGAGAUGAGAAACUUCCGAAAGGGUGGUUGAUUCUCGCCAUCUUGACGGGUACAGAAAUGGUGUGGGUAAACACUUCUAUCGAUGACAGAUGACUAUUGGAGGGGUUGUCCCGUGACUGGGGAUGGCCCUUAAGACUCAUAGUUCUCGCCUAUGUUGUCUCGACAUCCAGUCAUUGAGAUUUUUCCUUGUCCCUUCGGGCGGGUCGGAGUAGUCGACUAUGUUUUUCGAUGAGAAAUGGAUCUCUAUAAAGUUUGCCGCCAUAUUUUAGGCGAAGUGCAGCGAGUCAUUCAUGAGAGACAGUUCGCUGUAUUCUGAGGAUCGAUCGAUCGAUGUCAUUCACUUCUCAAUAAUGAGUGGCGGCUCUUGGGUUCAGAAAUGAACGGGUCUCCACAAAUAUAUUUCACAAAACAAAUGCCAUCAUUUUUUUUUAAAGCAACUUUUCUUCUGAAUAGGCAAAAAUUUCAGAUUGCAGCUAAUUAUCUGCUUUGUAACUUUAAAAUGGUAUAGAUGCAUCGUUUUAGAGGUUUUGUUUUUAAUAACUUAAUAAAUGUGAGAAAAGGAUUUAAAAAUAACAACAAAAAAAUAGAGUGAGGGCAAAUCUCUAGGAAAGAGAGAGAGAGAGAGAGAGCAUCUGUUGCACCUGCGCUAAACCGGAGCAUUCCAAAAUGCGGUGUAGUCUGCAAGAUCAUGUGUCGUAUUUCCCCCUUCUUUCUAUUCAUUACUUAGCAAUGCAGAAUGAUUCAGUUUUGAAGUAUUCACGGACUCUCCGGUUUACAGCCCCAACCUGUCUCGUUCUUACUUAUUGUUUCAGUUUCCCCUUUUUGAUUCUCAUCAGUCCCCCCCCCCCCGAAUUUGAUAAUCAAUGAAAAGUUGAUUAUCAAUUUCUCGGUUUUUAGAAAAGUUAGCAACUAAAAUUAAAAACGGAAAUACAACUUUAAAGAAUAAUUUCAAGGGGGAGGGUGGUGCAUUUCUAAUAGAUAAAAUGCCACUGACAAUCAUUCAGAACGUCAGCACAAUUUCAUAUAAAUAACAGGGAAAAUCUGGUUUUAUUUCGUUUCCAAACAAAAAAAAAUAUUUUGUAUAGAAUUUCAAUCUUUUUCAUGGCAACUACUUUUUUUACAAUAGAGUCCACUUUAAAAAAAAUUGCUUUUAUACAGAAUUUUUGUUUUUCGGUUAGACAUAGGUGUCAUAUUAACUCUCAUUUUGUGUUAAGUCUUCUAAAACUGUGAAAAUAAUAAUAAUUUUCUUAUAUUAGAUUAAAUAUUUCAAUUUUGUAGUUUUUUUUCGGUAAAAAAACAACAACAACAACAACUAUUUUUUUAUUAUUAUUAUUUCAACUCUGCAUUUUAAAGGCUGACUGAAAUCUGCUCUAGUCAUUUAGUGGCCAGUUAAUUAAACGCCUAGUCAAAAAUAAUAAAGUGUUUUAUAUGUAUAAAUGAUUAAAAAAAAAGUCGGGUUCUUAAGGUCAGUCUUAAGAACCCGACACUGCCCUAUUUCCAAGUUCCCAAUCAUUCUGCCAACCUUUAAGAUGGCCAGCAAUCAUUUGGUUUUCACUUUAUUAAAUCUUAUUUGUUGAGUUAUCGCUUGAAAAAAAUGGAUCUUGGCUGCAGUCUGUAUUCUGUAAUCGAACCAAAGAAGAGUAAUAUUAAUGGAAAUAAAAAUAAAUAUUUCUUUAUUUUAUAUGCAAAGCAGUCAUUAUUAUGAAUGGGGUAUAGUUUUACAUUUCAGUUUGUAUACAUUUUUGGAAAUAUGCUCUCAUUUUGAAUUUUUCCGUUUGGAUAGUAUAAGAUUUUGAAAGUUUUCAUUUCAUUUUAUUAGACUUGAAUACGUUGUAUAACCCUUUUGUCAUCAUGUAAAAUGACCGCCAACUUUUCGGUCUUAACUGUGUUCCAUCUAAUAACUAUUUUGGCGAAUUAUCGCUUGGAAAAAUUUAAAUUUGGCGGCAGUACCGUAUUCUUAUCAUGAGUCACUUGUGCGGAUGAUUAUUUCAUACUGUUUUAUAAGAAACAUUUCAAAUCUGGAUGAACGGUUUGUAAUAAGUAUUAUGUGAAAUGUUAUGUUAAUUGGCGAUGUGUAUAAAUUAUAAUUUUUUUCAUAUAUAUUAUCGCAGAAAUUGCAUUUUCUUGUUUUAAGUUUGUUUCGUAACGCUACCUGUCAUAUGUUGGGAAAAUAUAUUUGAACGAUUAUUGUUGAUUAUAAUGAAGUUUUAAAAUAUGACUUUUUAAAUACAUAUUGUUGCUUUAUUUUAUUUAUUUAUUUUGUUGUAAUGAAAAUGUCAAGAGUUAUUCAUUUUUUUACUG
This is a messenger RNA of Argiope bruennichi, 7124 nucleotides long. It is a transcript of the gene senju, whose product is annotated as UDP-galactose transporter senju-like. The transcript is spliced from 6 exons. Gene Ontology annotation, cellular component: Golgi membrane. The record is from RefSeq and is a predicted model, not a curated record. Lineage: Eukaryota; Metazoa; Arthropoda; Arachnida; Araneae; Araneidae. Gene Ontology annotation, biological process: pyrimidine nucleotide-sugar transmembrane transport. The coding region runs from base 146 to 1213 and encodes 355 amino acids. Gene Ontology annotation, molecular function: UDP-galactose transmembrane transporter activity.